GCCCACUAGCAGAAAAGGACUCUGCAAACAACUGCGGACUGAAAAAAAUCACAAACAUUGAAGACCGUGUUAGCUGUUAGAUCUAGAUAACAACUAUGGUCUAUGGUCCAUGCAAAAAAGUGAUCUGUACUGAGCCUGGCUUGACGCUGAAAUGUCUCCGAAGCACCUGAUAUUGAAAAACGUGGGCCGUGCUUAUUGCAAGAUUUUUUGCCGUUGGGAAUCUUUAAGUCUGACAAAACAAUCAGCCCUGAUGUUUCAAGGAAAGACUGAAUGCUUUUCAACCCAGGCAACUAUGGCUUCUGAACCUCCCUCUUCGAUAAAAUUAAACAGAUUGCUACUCGUCUCGAAGCUUUCCCGAUAUGACUUCGAGCGUUGCAGACAUGUAGACCUUAGUGAGUCUGAAUUAGAAUCUGUUCUUCGCAAAAGAGGGGCAGAUUAUGACUCUUUGAUUAAAAACCACAAACUUCACAAAGAGUUUGAGCAGAAUGUAAAGAAAGCCUUUGAGGAUGCUGGAAUUGAGGCUCGUGUUGUUAACAGGUAGAUGUUUCAAUUUAAUUGCUU
Molecule: messenger RNA, 561 nt
Organism: Frankliniella occidentalis (western flower thrips)
Lineage: Eukaryota; Metazoa; Arthropoda; Insecta; Thysanoptera; Thripidae
Exons: 2
Coding region: 152-541 (129 amino acids)
Biological process (GO): NAD+ metabolic process
Cellular component (GO): mitochondrion
Molecular function (GO): NAD+ kinase activity
Source: RefSeq, a predicted model, not a curated record